Rotaria socialis is the source of this 702-nucleotide messenger RNA. Lineage: Eukaryota; Metazoa; Rotifera; Eurotatoria; Philodinida; Philodinidae. The record is from the annotation of a GenBank genome assembly.
AUGAAUUCAUCUCAAGAAUCAAACAUUCCUAUUGUUCUUAUCACUGGUUUCGAUUCGUCGGGUUCUGUGAUGGUGAAUUCUAGUUGGGAAAUUGCUAAAGCAUUAAAAAUCUAUCUUGAUUGGACACGUCCAAUACAUCUAAUUCUUAAACAAUUAGAAGUAACCUAUGAUGAUGUAAGAACAAAAAUACCUGAUUAUUGGAUUAAAUACAAUCCAACUCUCGUAAUUCAUCUUGGUUUAGCCAAAGGAUCAAAAGAAAUUCGUUUGGAAAGAUUUGCUUACAAUGCAGAUUACUGUCAUGCAGAUAAUGAAGGUACCGUACCGGAAAUAGGUCAAUGCAUCAAAAAUGAUUCAUCAAAACGUCUAAUGACAAGUCUUCCAAUUCGUGACAUUUGUGCUCGAGUACAACGUCAAACAAAUCUACCAAUUAUUGUUUCUGAUAAUGCUGGAAGAUAUCUUUGCGAAUACAUUUAUUAUCAAUCAUUAUUUAUCGAUUCGAAACGAACAAUAUUUAUUCAUAUGCCAGAUUUAGAUGAUAAUUUUACAAUUGAAAAUUUAGCUCAAACUAUUCAAUUUGUUGUCUACGAAGCACUUCGUUAUGUUGACCCAUUGCCUAUAUUAAAUGAAAAUGGAAAUUAUUUAAUCAAUAAAAAUAAUGUUUCCACGAAUUAUAAUAAAUUAAAAUCGAACAAGCUGUUCUAA